Cordyceps militaris CM01 is the source of this 189-nucleotide messenger RNA. RefSeq lists its product as uncharacterized. The record is from RefSeq and is a predicted model, not a curated record. Bases 1 to 189 code for a protein of 62 amino acids. Lineage: Eukaryota; Fungi; Ascomycota; Sordariomycetes; Hypocreales; Cordycipitaceae. The transcript is spliced from 2 exons.
AUGGACUCUUCCAAGGACCAAAAGAACAACGAGGGCGAGAAGCAAUUCUCCAUCCAGCCCAUCAAGGAAAAGAUUGAGCCCGAACUCGCCGCGCACAAGGCCCACGGCCCUGCCAUUGUCCAAAAUAUUCCCGCCCAAGAAGGCACCAAGGAAGACCGCGCCGAGCGCAAGGCCGAGCUCAACAAAUAG